AUGGACCAAGUACCAGAUACAGCCCAGCACUUUAUUGAGUGUGACACGGAAUCCUGUAGGAAUUCCUCCAAGUUCUACUGCAAUAACUGUCAUCAGCGAAUCUGUGACCAAUGCAAACAGUCGCAUCUAGAACAGAACAUUGGACAUGAGAUUGUCCUCUAUCAAGAGAGAAAGAGAAAAGUUCCUUCAGAGAAAUGUAGGAUCCACCCCACCAAAAAUAUAGAUAUUUACUGUACUGAUUGCCAGGAUCCUCUUUGUUCUACAUGCUUUGUCCUACAUCACAGAAAUCAUGAUACCAGUGACCUUGAAACCAUCUACAAUGACAUUUUACAGCAAUGUCAGAAGGAAGUUACUGAUAUCUGGAAAACAGACAUUCCUAAGGCUAGAGAUAAUGUUGAGACAUUUGAAGAAAAAAGAGAAAAUGUCAAGAAAGAAAUUGCCAUUGUAAGAACUUCCAUGAAGGAGAGAGCAGAUGAACUGAAGAAGGCUGUUGAUAGUAUACUUACUGAUAAUAAUAAAAAACUGGAUGAGAUCGAGAACUCUGUCCUUAAUGAAAUGGUAGAACAACAGAAGGAAACAGAGGACUACAUAAAGUACCUAGAAAAAAUGAUUGUAGACUAUGAGAGUAAAAUGUCAUCAAUAAAACCCACUGAAUUAAUAAUUUUCCAUAAAAAUAUUUCAUUUGCUUUCUUGAAGAUGCCUAACAAAGCAGAACCCAAACUACCAAUUUUUACACUAGGUACAAUUAACAAAGAAGAAAUAGCCAAACAACUUGGUGAAAUUGAACUUGAAAGGUUUAAGCUUUCUUCUGUUACAAAAGUAAGUGAAGUAACUAUCCAAGGACAAGGAACUUCUCAUUUGUCUCCCUUGCCUCCCAACAGAUUUUGGGCCACUGAAGGCUCGGGGAAUCUCAUUCAGUCUGACAUGGAAGGAAACAUCUUACAGAAAAUAUCCACCAGUAUGUGGUAUAUCAUAGGUAACCACACAGUCACAACAGAGGGAGAACUACUUUACACAGAUAACAAUGAAAACACUGUCUACAGAGUUACUAGUUACAUGUCCAUCACCAAAUUUAUUGAGACAGGGAGCUGGGUACCUGUAGCCAUUUAUUCCUCUCCUAUCAAUGGACACAUAUUGGUCGGGAUGACAACAAAUUUAGACCAGAAAAUAACCAGAUACAACAGAAAAGGAAGGCAGUUACAGGACAUUCAGAGGGAUGAUAAAGGACAAUCUCUCUACAAAAGUGUUGACUAUAUCACACAGAACAUUAAUGGUGACAUUUGUGUAUCAGACUUGAAAGCCAAAAAGGUGGUGGUGGUGACUGCGUCAGGAAAGUACCGGUUCUCUUACUCUGGCCUCCACGCUCAGUCUGGAUUCCGGCCUCAUGGAAUUUGUACAAAUGUUCUGGGACACAUUUUGGUGUGUAAUGGCUAUUUUACACUAAACGAGAAUUGCUCUGCUGUCCACCUGCUGGAUAUUAAUGGUCAGUUCCUGUCUCUCCUACUCACACCAGAUCAUUGUCCUCUAUGUCCCUGUGCUCUCUGUAUUGAUAAUCAACACAACCUCUGGGUCGGAGGAUGGGAUAGUUCUACUAUCUCUGUCUACACGUAUUUGCAAGAGACAGAAAAAUAA
Saccostrea echinata is the source of this 1632-nucleotide messenger RNA. RefSeq lists its product as uncharacterized. The record is from RefSeq and is a predicted model, not a curated record. Lineage: Eukaryota; Metazoa; Mollusca; Bivalvia; Ostreida; Ostreidae. The coding region runs from base 1 to 1632 and encodes 543 amino acids. Gene Ontology annotation, molecular function: zinc ion binding. The transcript has a single exon.